GAAAACAACUCAGAUAAAGAAGUAAAAAAAAAAAUAGCAAGGCAAUUUCAGAUCGUGUCUAUAGAUUUAAAGUGACGCUGUCUGUUGGAGAGACUGUGAAGGCAACAGAAGAGAUGUGAAUGUGUGACUGUGUGGGUGGAGCUGCAGGUUCAGACCUGUUUUACCAGCUCUGACUCUGUGAUCGGGGAGUUGUUACAAGGAUGCCACCAGUGGAAAACCAUCGCAAGGAAGGAAGAAAUGCAGCUAAAUAUAGAGCCUAUUUGCUUUUUUGUUCUUCUUAUUUGUAUGGUAUAUAUCUAAAUGAUACUUCCUCCAGAAUUUUUGAGUGAGAAUAUUUUUAUUUUUUUCCCCCCAAAAAACAGCUGCUUCAUAAUCAUGCAUGCAUUUGCCUGUUGUUAUAUUGACUUUUCUUUAUUCUUUUUAUUAUUUAAAUACAACUCGCUUGAGGACUUCACUGGAAAGAGAGACUGAAGACUGCUUUCUUUAAGAAAAAAAACUUACUCCAAAAGUUCUCUUUAUGGCUCUUCAAAAAUGACAGAUAACCUGAGGAACGAAAGCAACUAUGGGAUGUAUUUUGCUGAAGCUUUUAACUCAUCUGCUCUGGACCAAAUCUUUCCAAACGACAGCAACAUCAGCAGCAUCACGACAUGCCCCAACUUCACCAUGGACUCGCAGGUCGUCGGAGUUGGGGUCUUUCUCUCCGCGUUUAUUUCAGUGGCUAUUAUUGGGAACAUUUUGGUCAUCCUGUCUGUCGUGUGCAACAAACAUUUACAAACCGUCACCAACUUCUUCAUCGUCAACUUAGCCAUGGCAGACCUGCUGCUGAGCAUCAUCGUGCUGCCCUUUUCUGCCUCUCUGGAGGUGCUUGGAUGCUGGGUGUUCGGCCGCGUCUUCUGCAACAUCUGGGCAGCUGUGGAUGUGCUCUGCUGCACAGCAUCCAUUCUCAGCCUCUGCGUCAUCUCUAUAGACCGCUACAUAGGAGUCAAACACUGCCUGAAAUACCCAACUAUUAUGACAGAAAAGAAAGCAGUGGCUAUUUUAGUGCUUGUGUGGGUUUCCUCCACGGUGAUCUCUGUUGGACCUCUGCUGGGAUGGAAGGAAGCUCCGCCAGUGGACGACCGGAUCUGCAGCAUCACAGAGGAACCAGGUUACGCGCUCUUCUCCUCUCUCUUCUCUUUCUACCUGCCGCUCAUGGUCAUCCUCAUCAUGUAUUUUCGGGUGUACGUGGUGGCCCGCAGGACUACUAAGAGCCUGGAAGCGGGCGUCAAGAGGGAGAGGAAUAAGUCGAUGGAGGUGGUGCUGAGGAUCCAUUGUCGCAGCGUGCUGGAGGACGCGCGCCCGAGCAGCUCCAAGAACAACAAGAACCAUCCGUUCAGAAGUUCUCUGUCCGUGAGGCUGAUGAAGUUCUCCAGAGAGAAGAAGGCUGCUAAAACACUCGCCAUCGUGGUGGGGAUGUUCAUCCUGUGCUGGCUGCCCUUUUUCUUCUUUCUGCCCAUGGGUGCCUUCUUCCCGGCGCUGAAGCCAUCCGAAACUGUGUUCAAGGUGGUCUUCUGGCUGGGCUACUUCAACAGCUGCAUCAACCCCAUGAUCUACCCCUGCUCCAGCAAAGAGUUCAAGCGGGCGUUCACUCGGCUCCUCAGGUGCCGGUGUCACCAAAGACAGAGGGUCCUGCGUCGCUUCUAUGACCAGAGGUGGCGGACGGCCGUCAGGGGAAUGACAAGGGAUCAGAGGGGAGAGUCUAAGCCCGGCUACGCUGUGCACGAAUCCUGUGGCAGCUCUUUGUUACACAAGGGAAAAGGGCACUCGCUAGGUUUCAAGAGAUGGAGUCUCUUUCCACCACUGCAAAAAUCCUCCUUCCAGCUCAAAGAGAAAGUGAACAAUCUGUCGAAUAAAAUCAAAGGAGGGCCGGGAAAAGGAACCACACCUGCAGUGGGUCGGAUUGAUAUAGUAGAUACAGUCUCUAUGGGGAUUUACAACUCCUGUGAGCAGAGCAGUUAUCAGUUCUAUGAUCUGGCAGAUUGCUAUGGCCUGAAAGAAACUGACAUUUAGAGGGGCCACCAGAGAAUCUCUUAUUUAUUUUUCAAAGGGCCAUAUUGGACCAACAUGCAAGAAAGACUGUGAUCGUUUUGUGUUCACAAAACUUCUGAGAAUCAAAGCUUGAUUAAAGCUGUGGACUGAGAAUGAUGUCCUGUUCCCAGCACAAACAGGAC
Messenger RNA from Sebastes umbrosus (honeycomb rockfish), 2210 nucleotides. RefSeq names its product adrenoceptor alpha 1D (gene adra1d). Gene Ontology annotation, molecular function: alpha1-adrenergic receptor activity. Gene Ontology annotation, cellular component: membrane. Gene Ontology annotation, biological process: adenylate cyclase-activating adrenergic receptor signaling pathway; positive regulation of cytosolic calcium ion concentration; cell-cell signaling. Bases 532 to 2049 code for a protein of 505 amino acids. The transcript is spliced from 2 exons. The record is from RefSeq and is a predicted model, not a curated record. NCBI's taxonomy places the organism in Eukaryota, Metazoa, Chordata, Actinopteri, Perciformes, Sebastidae.